Molecule: messenger RNA, 1875 nt
Organism: Dufourea novaeangliae
Lineage: Eukaryota; Metazoa; Arthropoda; Insecta; Hymenoptera; Halictidae
Product: esterase E4-like
Exons: 8
Coding region: 70-1770 (566 amino acids)
Source: RefSeq, a predicted model, not a curated record
UGGAUCACGCUGAUACUCAUUUAAGAAUUUUCGUGCUUCGAGACACAGAAGAACUUCCACGGUUUGAAGAUGAAGAUCGUUCUGGUAGUCUUCUCUUGCGUAGUCGGCAUUAUUGCCAGUCCAAAUUGUCCCAGUGAUCAGCCGUUGGUGAACGCGCCAAUUGGACCGAUCCGUGGUUCAAUUAUACCAUCGAGACAAGGACGAAAAAUUUACUCCUUCCGCGGUGUCAGAUACGGCGAAUCGCCCACUGGACAUCAACGUUUUCAACCCCCGAUUCCAGCGGAAGAUUGGCGAGAUGUUUUCGACGCCACCGAGGAAGGGCCUAGCUGUCCUUACCCGCGCGCUAAAUUGAUUUCCGAAGAUUGUCUACGUUUAAACGUCUACACCUCAAAAUUACCAUGCGAGAACGAGAAUGUGUCGAGGCCAGUGAUGGUGUUCCUGCACCCAGGUGGCUUCUACAGCUACUCGGGGCAAAGUUCGUUGUGGGGACCACAAUACAUUAUAGACAAGGACAUCGUUUUGGUCACGGUCAACUAUCGUUUGGGUGCAUUAGGUUUUCUGAGCACGGGUGACCAUUUGGCGCCAGGAAACAACGGUCUGAAAGAUCAAGUGGUCGCCCUCCGUUGGGUUCAAAGAAAUAUCGCGGCAUUCGGUGGUAAUCCAAACGCCGUAACCUUGUGCGGUUACAGUGCCGGAAGUUUCAGCAUAAUGUUACACAUGAUGUCCCCGAUGUCCAAGGAUCUGUUUCACAGAGCGAUCACGAUGAGUGCCACACCGAUCUCGGCGGACCUCUACGGUGCUAUCUCCUCCACUGGCCAAAAAGACCUCGCCAAGAAACAAGCCGAGGCUUUGGACUGUCCCACCGACACGACUGGCUCGAUGUUGCUCUGUCUGAAUACAAAACCCGUCGAGAAUUUCACCGACACGUUAAGCUCGUUAUUCGAAUGGCACGGAAAUCCGAUUCUACUCUUCAAACCGACGGUAGAACGUGAAGUUCGUGGUGUCGAGAGAUUUUUGACCGCCCAACCGUACGACCUGAUUAAGCAGGGAAAAUUCCAUCAGGUUCCAUUAAUACUAGGCGUCACGAAGGAUGAAUUUGGUGGAGUGGCUGCUGCUUAUGAAAAGGACUUCAGAAAUAAUGGUACCUUGUACCAGGAGCUCAACGACAACUGGAACCACCUGGCUCCUAUCAUAUUACAAUACGAACGUGGCACGCCACGAACUGACUAUGUCAGCAGGGAAUUGCGACGAUUCUACUUCAACGACCAGCCAAUCAAUUCGGCCACCAAUAAGGAACUUUCGGAAAUAUACGCCGACGGUAUAAUCAUAUUUCCUAUGUAUCGAACGGCCAAAUUGUUCGCGACGUAUUCCAAAAAGCCAGUGUACUUCUACAAAUUCACGUUCCAGUCGCGUUACAGUUUCUCGAUGUGGAACGACACUACGCCAUUCGGUGUAGUGCAUCACGACGACCUGCAGUUCCUGUUCUUCAUGAAACAGAUUUUCCAGUACUUCGAAAGCGACGCACCGGAAAUCCCUAUGGUAGAAAAAUACACUACCAUGUGGACGAACUUCGUGCAAACUGGAGAACCAAUUCCAAAGAACGACGAGAAGUUCAAAGGUGUCACAUGGACCACGUUGGUGCCCUCACGAAACAAUUACUUGGAAAUCAACUUAAACCCAACCAUGAAGACGGACUUUUACCCCGAAAGAAUGCGAACGUGGGAGAGAUUGUUCCCUUUACCUACUAAAUCACAUAAUGUAAAACAUUGAAAACAGAAUCUCGUUAAUAGGGACGUAAAAAUUUCCGUUAUUUGUCGUAGUGAACGCAACUGUAACUUUAUAUCAAAGAGUAUUGAAGACAACAUAGCAAACAAC